Lepus europaeus (European hare) is the source of this 1209-nucleotide messenger RNA. It is a transcript of the gene SAG, whose product is annotated as S-antigen visual arrestin. NCBI's taxonomy places the organism in Eukaryota, Metazoa, Chordata, Mammalia, Lagomorpha, Leporidae. Gene Ontology annotation, biological process: signal transduction; G protein-coupled receptor internalization. The coding region runs from base 1 to 1209 and encodes 402 amino acids. The record is from RefSeq and is a predicted model, not a curated record. Gene Ontology annotation, molecular function: G protein-coupled receptor binding. Gene Ontology annotation, cellular component: photoreceptor inner segment; photoreceptor outer segment. The transcript is spliced from 15 exons.
AUGGCAGCCAGCGCAAAGAGCAGCAAGUCCCAUGUUAUCUUCAAGAAGAUCUCCCGGGACAAAUCGGUGACCAUCUACCUGGGGAAGAGAGACUAUGUAGACCAUAUCAACAAAGUGGAGCCUGUGGACGGUGUCGUUCUGAUUGAUCCUGAGCUUGUGAAAGGAAAGAAAGUGUUCGUCUCUCUGACCUGCGCCUUCCGCUACGGCCAGGAGGACAUCGACGUGAUCGGCCUGACCUUCCGCAGGGACCUGUACUUCUCCCGGGUCCAGGUGUACCCUCCAGUGGGUGCCUCGAGCGCCCCCACCAAGCUGCAGGAGAGCCUGCUCAAGAAGCUGGGGAGCAACACGUACCCCUUUCUGCUCACGUUCCCUGACUACUUGCCCUGUUCAGUGAUGCUGCAGCCAGCUCCCCAGGAUGUAGGCAAGAGCUGUGGGGUCGACUUUGAGGUCAAAGCAUUCGCUACCGACAUCACAGACAGCGAAGAGGACAAAAUCCCCAAGAAGAGCUCUGUGCGUCUCCUGAUCCGCAAGGUGCAGCACGCUCCCCUGGAGAUGGGCCCCCAGCCCCGCAACGAGGCGGCCUGGCAGUUCUUCAUGUCGGACAAGCCCCUGUACCUCACCGUGUCCCUCAGCAAAGAGACUUAUUUCCAUGGGGAGCCCAUCCCUGUGACCGUGACCGUGACCAACCACACAGAGAAAACAGUGAAGAAGAUCAAGGUGAUAGUGGAACAGGUGGCCAACGUGGUCCUGUACUCCAGUGAUUAUUACGUCAAGCCCGUGGCCAUGGAGGAAACACAAGACAAAAUACUGCCAAACAACGCGCUGACCAAGACGCUGACACUGGUGCCCUUGCUGGCCAACAAUCGAGAGAGAAGGGGCCUGGCCCUAGACGGGAAGAUCAAGCACGAGGACACCAACCUCGCCUCCAGCACCAUCAUUAAGGAGGGCAUUGACCGGACCGUCCUGGGGAUCCUGGUGUCCUACCACAUCAAGGUGAAGCUCACGGUGUCAGGCCUUCUGGGAGACCUCACCUCCAGUGAAGUGGCCACAGAGGUGCCAUUCCGCCUCAUGCACCCCCAGCCUGAAGACCCAGCCAAGGAAAGUUUUCAGGAUGAAAACCUGGUUUUCGAGGAGUUUGCUCGCCAAAAUCUGAAAGACACAGGAGAAACCGAGGAAGGAAAGAAGCAAGAGGCCGUCAACGAUGACUGA